AUGGAUAAUUUGGACAAUCAAAAUACCCAGGUCAAAGAAGAUGGCCAGGAAGAUGGCGCCGGCACAAUCAAUAUCACAAUUACCGAUCCACAGGGUGAUGAAGUUCUUUUCAAGAUCAAACGUACUGCUAAGAUGCGCCGUUUAUUCAGUGCUUACUGCAAGAGAAUGUCUGUAGAUCCAGAUUCAAUGCGUUUCUUCCACCAAGGUGAAAGAAUCAACGAUGAUGAUACUCCAGAUUCUUUAGUUUUGAAGGACGGAGCCAAGAUUGAUGCCUUCGUUCGUCAAGUAGCUGGUGCAUUUUAA
This is a messenger RNA of Trichomonas vaginalis G3, 303 nucleotides long. RefSeq names its product small ubiquitin-related modifier. NCBI's taxonomy places the organism in Eukaryota, Parabasalia, Trichomonadida, Trichomonadidae. The coding region runs from base 1 to 303 and encodes 100 amino acids. Gene Ontology annotation, molecular function: protein tag activity; ubiquitin-like protein ligase binding. Gene Ontology annotation, cellular component: nucleus. The transcript has a single exon. Gene Ontology annotation, biological process: protein sumoylation. The record is from RefSeq and is a predicted model, not a curated record.